CAAUGCUAUGACACUCGCAGCUGUUCCUCUUCCUUAAAGCUACAGCGUGAUUGAGUUUACACUUAUCCAGUUGGAAUAAACGAGUUUAGCAAUUUUUAACGUUCAGGUCUGCUUUCUUUACUACAAAGCUGAUAUCUUCACAGAACUGCUUCCCAGGACUCCCAGAUCUUACUUCUGAGAGUAAGCAAGCAAUAGAGCUGGAAAACUUGGCAGUGAACUCUUUCCUGCUUGUAUCCAUGGAACCUGGAUCUUACAAGGUAUAUAAAUAGUUAAUAAUUACCUCUUGGAGUCACCUUGACUGUCUCUUCAUCUUCCUUAAUAGCUGAAUUUAGACACCACUCCUUUGCUUUUGUCAAGAAUUCUAUGAAGUUUUACAAGACACAUCUAUGAUGCACAGUCUGGAGCAGUGAAGUAGAGGAAGACUACCUCCUUGUCUAGAGGUGGACUACUACCACUGCCACCUACCACUACAUUGCAAUGCGAGCUAUGAGCAGUUUCAGCCUGGUGCACUGAUCAUCUCCAAGACUUUCAUCCAUUAAGUGUUAAGGUUCAUUUGAAGCAUUUUGAGACAGAUGCUGUUGUCCAUGACAGGUUGGGAUUAUCAUGAUCAAAUACCCUAUUUUGAUUUCACCCAGUGGCUAAGACCUUUACGUGCUAAAGAGGAAGGGCUGGACUUUUAAAAGCAGUGUAACAGGCACGUGACCGACAGUUAGACCACAUCAGUGGAGUCAUGCUUCACAUGGCUACAUCAUGCUGGCAGCCAUUCCUGGGUCUGGCUGUGCUACUAGUUUUUAUGGGCCCGACCAUAGGCUGUCCGGCCCGCUGUGAAUGCUCAGCACAGAACAAGUCCGUCAGCUGUCACCGAAGGCGCCUCAUGUCUAUCCCAGAGGGCAUUCCCAUUGAGACCAAAAUCCUGGACCUCAGCAAGAACCGACUGAAGGGUGUCAACCCUGAGGAAUUCACAUCAUACCCUUUGCUGGAGGAGAUCGACCUCAGUGACAAUAUAGUCGCCAAUGUAGAGCCCGGAGCCUUUAACAAUCUCUUCAACUUGCGGUCCCUGAAACUGAAAGGAAACCGACUAAAGCUGGUCCCCCUAGGGGUGUUCACGGGGUUGUCAAACUUAACAAAGCUUGAUAUAAGUGAAAACAAGAUUGUCAUUUUGCUGGACUACAUGUUCCAAGAUCUGCAUAACCUAAAAUCUCUGGAGGUUGGGGACAAUGAUUUGGUUUAUAUAUCCCACAGAGCCUUUAGCGGACUGCUUAGCCUGGAGCAGCUCACCCUGGAGAGAUGCAACCUCACGGCUGUACCAACAGAAGCUCUUUCUCACCUUCAUGGCCUCAUCAGUCUGCAUCUGAGACAGCUCAACAUUAAUGCUUUGCCUGCAUAUGCCUUUAAAAGAUUGUUUCGCCUGAAAGACCUGGAGAUAGACUCCUGGCCCCUCCUGGACAUGCUGCCUGCCAACAGCCUGUAUGGUCUCAAUCUUACUUCUCUCUCCAUCACCAACACCAAUCUAUCUGCAGUACCUUACUCUGCUUUUAAACAUUUGGUUUACCUGACACACCUAAACCUCUCCUACAACCCUAUUAGCACCAUCGAGACAGGCAUGUUUUCAGAUUUAGUGCGUCUGCAGGAACUCCACAUGGUGGGGGCCCAGUUACGUACCAUUGAACCACAUGCUUUCCAAGGGCUCCAAUUCCUCCGUGUGCUUAAUGUUUCCCAAAACCUGCUAGAAACCAUAGAAGAGAAUGUAUUCCAUUCCCCCAAGACCCUUGAGAUCCUCUGCAUUAACAACAACCCUUUGGCUUGUGAUUGCCGCCUCCUUUGGAUUUUACAAAGGCAGCCUACUUUGCAGUUUGGAGGCCAGCCACCAAUGUGUGCUGGCCCAGACAGUGUCAAAGAGAGAUCAUUCAAAGACUUUCACAGCACAGCUCUUUCCUUUUACUUCACCUGCAAGAAGCCCAAGAUACAAGACAAGAAGUUGCAAUACCUGGUAGUAGAAGAAGGACAGACAGUGCAGUUGAUUUGCAAUGCUGAUGGGGAUCCUCAGCCUACCAUAUCCUGGGUUACCCCACGUCGGAGGCUGAUCACAACUAAAUCAAAUGGAAGAGCCACAGUGCUGGGAGAUGGAACACUGGAAAUCAGAUUUGCUCAAGACCAAGACACAGGGAUCUAUGUUUGUAUUGCAAGUAAUGCAGCUGGGAAUGACACCUAUUCAGCCUCCCUUACGGUGAAAGGGUUUGCAUCAGACCGUUUCCUUUAUGCCAACAGGACCCCUAUGUAUAUGACAGACUCCAAUGACACCAGUUCCAAUGGAACUAAUGUGAACACCUUCUCUCUGGACCUUAAGACAAUAUUGGUGUCCACAGCUAUGGGCUGUUUCACGUUCCUUGGAGUGGUUUUAUUUUGUUUCCUACUUCUUUUUGUGUGGAGCCGAGGGAAAGGCAAGCACAAAACCAGCAUUGACCUUGAAUAUGUUCCCCGCAAAAACAAUGGUGCUGUAGUUGAAGGGGAGGUUGCUGGACCACGAAGGUUCAAUAUGAAAAUGAUUUGAUGGUCUUCUGCUAGCAGUGCUUUUUCUGUGGCAUUAUAACCAAUUAAACCAGCCUGGCAUGCAGAAUUGCUGGGCAGAGGCAGCUUAAUGCAGCUGUCACUGUUUCAAAUGAUUAUGUGAAAAUUGAAAGACUACUUGUGGCUGUAAAGCAGAGCCUCCAAACCUUGAGGCAGAUAUGUCAGGGCCUUUCACAGAACUGAUAAAUUGUACUAAUUGUUUGCAUUGCAAAUAUUUGCAUUCUGGGGAUAUUAGUAAUGAUCUGGGGAUAUUAGUAAUGAGCUGUUGGCUCAUGCUCAUGGACAACUGUUCAACAUUUUCUACCACUACAAAAAGACAAAGAAAAAAAGCCUACAGUGUAGGAUUUACAUAUUUAAAGAAAAAGACACAUUUGUCUACAGCAUACUCUACAGUGAAAUUUGUAUCUAUAGAUCUCAUUUGGUGAAGCCUUGCAUCACACCUUCUAGUUGGUUCAACACCAGAAAAAAAGAUAAUUUUUUGUUUUAUGUUUUUUUAAUAUACAUCUAUACUGUGUACAUUUAAAGCAAUACAAAUGACAGGUUGUGCUUUUAGAUAUUCCACCAAUACUGACCCAAGUGUGAUGUCAUCCUCCUUUUAAACACCAUCUAACUCAAAUUACACGCCUAUAGUUACCAAUUAGAAAUAACAUAUUUUUAUCCUCAUGUAAAAGUCCAGAGAUGAAUAGUUGAGAGCAAAAAUGCUCAGUUAUGUUGAUCUUCUCUUCAUAUAAAUAUAAGGCAUGUGCCUAGUUUUGAUACAGAAUGGAAUAGUUUUUAUAUCUGUGAUAUCACACUGGACCAGUUUACUGUAACAAAGCCCUGAGCGUCACCAAGGGAAGUCAAUCUGCUAGACGUUGCUGGCAUAGAGGGGUCAAGUUCUACCUUGAUGAGGGAGAUCUGUUUUUAAUGCCCAAUUUUAACUGCAAAGUCAUUGUUAAAAAUGUAAUGCGUACAGGGCAAAAAGAAACAAGGUAAUGCAUUCUGCAUACUCCUUAGGAAACAUGGUCACAUUACUAAUUAUAGGAGUGGAUUAAAACAUACAGAAGCUCUGCUAAUAGAAAUGAACUCUUCUCCAAUGCUAAUAAACUAGGGUUUUCCAUGCAUAAUAUGAGGAUUAUGAUAUCAAAGUAAUUUUUAAAAUAUGAGAUCCUAAAAAAGGCUGACAUACUGCCUGCUGUAGUGAACUUCUAGUCACUGUCAUUCUCAUCCUAUAUUUUUAUAAAUAACAUACAAACACAAAGAAAAUUUCCAAGAGAAAUCACUUCAGCUAUUUCUGGUGCCAUUUUAAUAACUAUAUGGUUAUGUUUUUUUUCAGGGGCAGCAUCUGAGAGGAAGAGGGAUAAUUCUUUCCAGGUUUUAGGAGGAUGGAUGUUUUUAUGUUUGUUUGUUUUUGUUUUUGGUUUUUUUUGUUUUUAUAAUGGAAAAAAUACAGAAGUGUAACAUUAGUUCAGUAUGAAUAAUUGGUUUUUGUGUUAUGCUUCUAAACAAACCCAUGAAAGACUCAGCUGAAACUUUGCUUUUCACCCACUGUACUUUUGGCAUUAAGGGAUAUUUUAGAAUAUUUGUAUUUUGAAACUCUUAGCAAUGGGAAGAUAAGAAGUUGUUUAUCCAUCUUUCAAUUUCCUAGUAAUUAUGAGCCGUAGAUGUAUGGUAGGUGUUUGGUAGCAAAUGCAGUUUACAAAUAAUUGGAAUAGCCUGGAGAAAGAAUAAUAAUGACCAUAUGUGCGAUUAGCCAGAAAUAAUAUGAGAAUGUUGCAAGAUCAAAGGUUCAGAUUUAUGUGAUGUAAGAGCCUGUGUCAAGCUUAAAAUUAAAUUUCAGAACUUUGAACCUGAAGUCAGACUGACUUGUAGUGGGACUUAGGUGAUUCUAAAAAUAUUAUCCAUACUUUUGCCAGAGAUCUUCUAAGCUAAAACUAAAAAUGUCCCACUACUACCAAGAGGAAUAUGCCAAAAGCUGUAGGAUCCAUAUAUGCUCCUCAAGUAUAUACCUAAUAUAGCUGUAGGACCCAAGGUCUAGGCAGUUUUGAGAAUCUCGCUCUAUUGCUCUUAGUGACUAAUCUUUGUCUUAUUGCUCCAUUUUAGGCCAUCAGACAGACAAAGAUGUAAGGUCUGUUACUUUUUCUUAUUUUCUUUUUUUGAUGGUCUGAACUAGAUAUUUUAGAGAGUCAUGGAGAGGCUUGAUACUAAUCAUUUUUAUUCUUUAAGAGUUUAUAGAAUGAAAUAGAAUACCCUUGACUAACACCAUAGAAUUUAUUUUUGUUGUAGUAAUAACUAUCCUACUGAAGCCCUAAUGACUUUGCCUUAAUGUGGAGAGUUAAGAAACCCAUGACGAGAAGGAAAGGUGUAUGGAUACUGCUGAGGAAAUUUGCAUGUGCCUUUCCCUUUUAAUUGUCAUUUUUCAGUUAGUAAUUUACUUCCCCGCCAGUGAUUUCAUGUUAAAUGUUAUCAAUGUUAGAAGCAAAAAUUCUCCUAAAAUCUUGAGAGAUGCAGUGGAUUGUUUCUGCUUAUACUAUAUAACACAGUACAAAAUAAUAGUUUUCAAAAACUAACCUGGCAAAACUAACCUGGAAAAAAUUUGCUUUUAGGAUUAGUUAUGAACUACUGAUUUCCCUCUUCUCUCAGAAUAACACUAAAAAGUGAUUGCACUGUUAGUGUGCUGCAAUGUUUUUUAAGCAGUAGUGUCCUUACCUAACUAAGUGGACUAUGUUCUGGUGAUGCAACCAACACCUGCUCAUGCAGAGCACCACCUUGCAGACUAUCAGCAUUGCCUGUAUUGCACUGAUGUCAAUCAGUAUUCAGUUUUAAGAAUCAGUAUUUGCUCUCUGUCUCUAGCUACGCUCUACUUUUGCAGUCUACGUAUUUCUUUGUAGACUUGGCAAGGCAUAUGGUUUCUCUUAACUGAAGUCAGGAUAGCAAGGCUCAAAAACCUUUAUCUUGCUCCACAUAGUUUUCUUUAUUUGUCUUCUUGGGACAGGCUGUCACUGUGGGGUUGUUUGGGGUGAAUAAGGAAUGCAGUGUCAGGGUCAGUUCUAGAUAAGCACUUUAUUUUUGGCAGCUUUUUUUUUUUUUAAGAACAAAUGAAUAUUUCCUCUGCCUCUUACAUAUUCCUUGUCACUUCUCUGCCUGUCCUAAAAAUCAAGGAAUGCUGCAAUUUCUCUUACUGCAAGGGAACAUCAUGUCAGAAGAAAGGAAUCUAGCUGAGAUGAGACUUUCAUCACAUGAGUCCACUGCUGAUUUAUUCAGAUUCAGGCUGACUGUGCAUGCCUGCUACCAAAAGAGAAUGAAUGAACAAUGAAAACGUUCACCUUUUACUUGCAUAUUGGCUGCCCAAUCAUGCACAACCAAAGGCUGUACAGGCAGAACAAUGGCACAAGGCCCAUCCUGGCAGUCAAGGCAAUCGGACUGCAAGGUGCAACAACAAUUCUGCAGAGAAGGAAAAAAUAAAUAAAGCUGAAACCAGCACAGCAAUUUGAGAAGGCAGAAACCCCAUUAUUCUGACAAUAAUUUCUGUAAUAGCAGUGCUGAACCUCCCACGUAUAUAAAGUCUGCUUCCACAGAUUAAGACUCCAUUCUCUUGCUCUUUCACAACAAAUGAAUGCAUAAGUGUUGAGACUACCCAAAAAUGUAUUAAAGAGAACAUUGCAGAAACGUCUUAAGUAAAGAGUUUGCAAUGAUCUAAGGACAGAUUAAGAGUAACUAGCAUAUUUUCAGAUUUUCACCUUGUUCUCAACAUUUUCUUCUUUAUUCUUCCUUUCUCAUCAAUUUGGCAGCUUUCUCUUCUGAUAGGCCUCCUCCAAGCUAUCAGAUCAACUAGACUCAGACUGAGGAUAUUGCUUUUAUUCUGUUUUCCCCUUCUUCACCAUUCACAGAUGUUCUCAGUGGCAACACAAGCAACAGGUCUAGAAACAACUGAAAUCAACCAAGAGAUUCUGAGCCUCUAGGGAACUGUUAGUACAAUCUGAUGUUCCUAGGCAUUUUUAAAAAUAAAUAAAUUUUUUAAAUUGAGAACUCGAAAUUGAUGUCAUCAUCACAUUUCCCCUAUUAACAAAAUCUGCCAGCACAUCCUGUGAAGAAAGGGACCGUUAGUCAGUAAGCAACUGGACAAUGCUUCUUGUAUUUCUUUCAGAGAGCAGUGUUUGUGUAAAUAAGCCACAGUCUGUUCUACCUCCAGCCUCAUCCCCAUGUACAUGCCAAGAAGUGAGGAAGGUUAAGCCUAUUCUGUCCAGAUUACAUAAUUCUUUUUUUUUUUUUUUUCUGAAUGAUCCUAGUCUAUCUGUCAGCUAGCAUGGUGACUGCUCUGUCUGUUGCCAUCCUCUUGGCUCAAAAUGCGGUUUAACAUGAAAUUUUACGGAAAGGAACACAUAGUCAAGCUGUCUCGCCUCCCUAAACUUUACCUCCAGUCUUCUCAAAUACAAGAAUUAGGGUAACAAAAGUAUCUUACAAGUUGCAGUCUCCUGCAGUUUUGCCAUAAUACCACAGUGGACAAGCACUGGAAACUCUCUGUCAGACCUGGUUCCAAGGUCCCAGGUGACUGCUGUUUGUGCAAAAUAGAAAAAAAAAUAGAGCUAAAGAAAGAAGAACUAAACAAAAAAACCCUAUUUCAUCCUGUAAUUUAAAUGGUAACUGUUCCUAUAUGAGUUAAAAGAAUAUCUCUGGAAAAGGCAAAAAAUCGACCAGAGCAACCAGUCAUUGACCUAGAUCCUGGAGAAUCACUGAAAUAAUGUAUUCUUUUUUUUUUUUUUUUGAAGUUAGCUAAGCAAUUUGGGUGCCCUGUUCCUAUAUUCUGUAAUGACAAUUACAAACCUAAUUUCUCUUGGCAGCUUAGAAGAAUAUCGGCAGUUUGUUUGGUGGUGCAUGCUCCAUUUAUCUGUCUUCUAGCUCUACCCUCUUCCCUUGUCUGUUUCACAAGACUUUGAUCUCAAAUAAAGAUCUUUUGAUUUGGUUUA
Struthio camelus australis is the source of this 7514-nucleotide messenger RNA. It is a transcript of the gene LINGO2, whose product is annotated as leucine rich repeat and Ig domain containing 2. Lineage: Eukaryota; Metazoa; Chordata; Aves; Struthioniformes; Struthionidae. The record is from RefSeq and is a predicted model, not a curated record. Gene Ontology annotation, molecular function: protein binding. Gene Ontology annotation, cellular component: extracellular matrix.